Molecule: messenger RNA, 585 nt
Organism: Phytophthora sojae
Lineage: Eukaryota; Oomycota; Peronosporomycetes; Peronosporales; Peronosporaceae
Exons: 5
Coding region: 1-537 (178 amino acids)
Biological process (GO): snoRNA splicing
Cellular component (GO): U2-type spliceosomal complex
Source: RefSeq, a predicted model, not a curated record
AUGGGAGUCCACGAUAAAACACACGAGGGAACAGGAUCCUGUGGAUACGGCGACUUCUACAAGAAUCUCCACGACCGCGGCGAUUACAAGAGUGGGUGGCAGAUUGAGAAGGAAUACGCGGAGAAGGAGAAGAAGCGGCAGAAGCGCCUUCUAGAGGGCCGUGACCCCGACGAGGAGAGCGACGACGAAGACAAGAAGGCCGCUAAGAGCGACAAGGAAGAGCAGUUUGCGUGCACAAUCUGCCGUUCUCCCUUCCACAACGCAGUGGAGACGAUCUGCGGCCACUUCUUCUGUGAAGCGUGCGCGCUAAAGCACUUCAAGAAAACGUCGCGGUGCUUUAACUGCAAGAAGCAGACCAACGGCGUUUUCAAUGCGGCGGAGAAGUUGCGAGCGAAGGAGCAAGCGGAGAAACAGCAGGCGAGCAGCAGCGGCGAUAAGUCUGCUGAGCCCAAGAACAACGCAGAUUCACCAGUAGAGACACAGGACAACAACAGCAGCGCAGGAGGCUGGACCACCGUGGCGGAGUCGAUGAAGUGAUGAUCUUGCCUUAAAUGCCAACAAGCAAUAGCACAGUCAAACCUGUUG